UUUUAAAAAAAAUUAUUUUUCUCCGAGCUUGGCCAAAAUGGCUAUUCGUCUGUAUCUGUAAACGGGCAACUCCCAAAAAUAGCCACGCCAUUGCUGAGUUGCUCCUCUCCCAGAAUAUGAUGACGUUACGCUUAAUUCCAGGUGGCUCCCCGCUAAAGUUAUCCACCUCGCCGCCGUCAAUUACUCUGUAUCGCUUUCCUACAGCCUCCAAUCUGUCUUAUAACAGAAAAUUUAUGAUUAAAAUGUCGAUUCAGUCAACCCCAUCAGCGGCUACAAACCCAAUAAACAACAUUGUUUUGGGUUGUGGGAUGGUGGCGUUGGACUUUUUGGUUACUGUUGAUUCUUAUCCUAAGCCUGAUGAUAAGAUUCGUAGCACCAGCUUUCUGGUUCAAGGAGGAGGUAACACUGGGAAUGCUUUGACCUGUGCAGCUCGUUUGGGUUUAACUCCUAGAAUUAUAUCAAAGGUUGCGGAUGAUUCCCAAGGGAAAAGAAUACUGAAUGAACUAGAAGCUGAUGGAAUUGAUACAUCUUUUAUUGUGGUGUCCGAAGGGGGCCAUUCGACAAUCUCUUAUGUCAUUGUUGACAGUCAAACGAAAACACGAACUUCCAUCUACACUCCAGGUUAUCCGCCCAUGGUAUCUGAUGAUCUGCCAGAAUCGAAUUUGUUAUCUGGAUUGGACAGUGUGAGACUUGUCUAUACUGAUGGAGUACUGCAUGAAACUGCUUUAGUUGUGGCCCAGGAGGCACAUCGUAGGAGUAUACCUAUUGUGAUUGAUGCAGAAAGAAAAAUAGAAGGGUUAGAUGAGAUUUUACACAUGGCCACCUAUGUUGUCUGCUCAACAAGAUUUCCUCAGAUAUGGACCGAGGCUUCUUCUAUACCAAGUGCACUUAUUUCGAUACUUUUGAAGUUGCCAAGUGCCAAAUUUGUAAUUGUGACAUUGGGUGAAGAUGGCUGUAUAAUGCUAGAAAGAGCAGAAACUGGGAAUCUCCAGUCUGAAGAAGUUGAUAUCGAUGACUUGUUUGAAAAGAUGAAGCAGAGCACAGUUAUUACCUCAACAAUGCCAACAUGCAAAUCUUCGGAUGUAGCAAAGCUGCACGCAAAAGGAAUUGGAACUGUGAGUGGUAGGCUGCUGGUUGGAACAGCUGAAAAGAUACCAACUUCAGAACUAGUUGAUACAACUGGUGCUGGAGAUGCAUUUGUCGGAGCAGUUCUUUAUUCGCUCUGCGCCAAUUUGCCACCAGAAAGAAUGUUGACAUUUGCUGCUCAAGUGGCAGCUAUUGGGUGCAGAGCCUUAGGAGCAAGAGCUGGUCUUCCUCACCUGAGAGACCCUCGCUUGCAACCCUUUUUAGCUUAGAAGACCAGAGAUGUUGAUAUAACAGUGGAGUACCAAAACUACUUCUUGUCACAUUAAAGUAAAAAUAGCAUGGGCUAGCCAGUUUUCGGAUUGGUUUUGAAAAUAGCUAGCGUUUGCAAAGUCAUUAAAAAAUAGUCACUAUUUUGCUGCAACACACCAUAAUAUACUGGAGAUUGGUGUACCUGUGUAUGAUUCCAACACGCGGAAAGUUCCAGCAUAAUAUACUGGAGAUUGGAGCACUUGUGUAUGAACUUCCAGCAUAUUAUGCUGGACCGGUAUAUUAUACUGGAACUCCAGUAUAUUAUG
Nicotiana attenuata is the source of this 1661-nucleotide messenger RNA. RefSeq names its product ribokinase-like. NCBI's taxonomy places the organism in Eukaryota, Viridiplantae, Streptophyta, Magnoliopsida, Solanales, Solanaceae. Gene Ontology annotation, molecular function: kinase activity. The record is from RefSeq and is a predicted model, not a curated record.